AGCGUGUACUCUUUUCAGUCAUUUUAAGUCAUUUUAACACACACAGGUGUGUUAGUCUCAUCUAUAACUAGUACUUAUUUGGGGGUUUGUUGAAAUAGCAGACGAAAGCAGAUUCUUUAUUCAGCAACUUCCUUUUGGCAAAUCGACUUCAGCUUUCACCUUUGUACCAUGGAUAAUCCCACAGUUAUUACAGAGAAGAUACACCCCUCAUCUGUUGAGGUCAAUUUAAGAAACAUGGUAAAAGCUUUGUUUAGAGAGAAUAGCCACGCUUCCACAGAGAAAGGAAUGCUUCAGUGGAAUCUUCACAAGAAAGUCCAGACCCAUCCAUCUUGCACAGUCGCACUGAUCAAAAAACUGAUCAAACAACUGCAAAAGUGCAUAGAUAAGGAGAUGUGUCAGCCCCAUGUACACAUCAUUCCCAUCCUCCACACACUCUACUAUGUGGUUUUACAGUCUCCCGCUGUGAUCCCAGUCAGAUUGUACCAGAGCAUGUACGGCUGUCUGAUGAGGCUGCUUAUAUUACCACUCCCUCAUUGUGCUGUGGCCUUGAGCACACUGAAAAGCAUCAAGACAGAGCUGUUCACGCCAGGUUCUUUGUACCACAGAAGAGUCAUUGCAGAGCAGAGCUUCAAAAAUGACUACUUCAAUUUUCAAGAGAGAGUGAUUCUUCUGGCUGACCCGGAGCUGUUCUCAGGCCCACUGGAGGCCAGAGUGAGGGCAGACCUGGAGGUGAGCAACUCCCUCAGAGAUCCUCUGGUCCAAAAGAGAAAAAUGGUGCUGAGGUUACUGCAGUUGGGACUGGGCUCCGACUGUCACAGCCCCACGCUGUGGCAAGCUCUGGAGAGCUUAGGAGAGCGGAGUCUGGAGGCCUUCUUCCAGGAGACUGUUCUUGCAGUGGAGCAGGGUGUGCAGAAGGGGCCUGAGGGCUUGAGAGACUACACUGACAAGCUGCAAAUCAUUUAUGCCAAUAUUUUGAUAUCCUCUGAUAAAGCAAUAGGCUAUGAAGACAACACCGCGUACCCCAUACCCAUGCCUUACCCUGAAAUCAACUUCAUUCUAUGGAACGAUGAAGAAGAUCUGUGGAAUGCGCUCACAACCUUUACCCUGAGCUCCAGCUUUGACUUUGAUGAUAAAAGCCAGCAUGUGUCAGUGCAGUCUAAGGACAGUGUCACUGAGAAGAACUUGAAGGAGCACAACAGUGAAUCAGGGAGGCCUCCUCAGAGAAGCACGAGCUCUCUGUCCAGGAGGAAUGCUUACAAGGCCACCAAAUCUGGCAACCAGCUGAGUCUGAUGAAUGACAAGAUGGAGAGCUCCUCCACUGUCUCCUCCUCCUGCAGAAUGCAAUGCCGACACACGGCCCGUGUUGUUGUCAUGGGAGAUGACCGUAUCCUGGGCAAACUGGCCAGUGCAUACCUCAGCAUUCGAGAAAAGGAAUCCAAGCACAUAAGGCUUACUAAGAAGAUCAAUUUGCAGUUCUAUUAUAUUCCAAUGACUGAUGUAGAGCCAUCUGUCCCUCUGCAGCCUAACGCCGCAGGUCAAGAUCAAGCCAGGCUGUCUAUGGCUUCUUUUUUGGGAAAAGUAGAUUCCUGGUAUGACGUCAAUAUCAACAUCCUCCAAAUUGCCAUGACCACAAAUGCUGGAAUGGACCACACGAAUCACAACAGACCAUCAGAGCAAAACCUAUUUUUUCUGGACACUCUUACUUACUAUCUACGCUGUGGACUACAGAAAGUUAACCUGCCACUUUACAAAGUCAAGAUGAUGCGCUGCAGUAAUGAGGUGAGCUCAGUGAUAGAAGAGGUGUUUGUGUCCAGCCUGGAGGCAGAUGUGGCAGAGUUUAAACAUCUCAAAGACAAACGUGCCAAACCAUACAAUCGAAGAACGAGGUCAAUUGAGGUGUUUGGAGGCUUCAUGUCAGUCAGUUACACACAGAUGUUUGUGAGUAAACGCAAACAGCUGAAGGGACUGUGUCCAAUGGCGCGCAGUGCUGUCAUCACCUCUGAACCAUCUGUAACACACGGUGAUGGAAAUCUUGCUGUCAGAUUUAACUCUGUGAGCCCAGAGGAGAACACAAAGAUCUUCACUAAAACCAUUAGCAUCAAAGCAAUGGAAAACCGAACACUGGUUGUGUGUUUGGAUAAGGACUUCCACAGGACAUAUAGUGACAUCCAAAGGAUUGAAGUGUCGCCUUAUGUGGACCCAGGUUGUAAAAUCCGGACCAGGUUCAGCAUGAGCAUGACCAAAGAUCUACCUCUUAACAAAUACGUGGACAAAAUCUUAUCACUGCCAAUCAACACCUUCAGCAGUGUGACCAGCUGAGGGACUGCAAACUACUGUAUGUGUAUUAUUUCACAUUUUUCAUGAUUUUACAUUCUGUGCAUUACCAUUUUAAAUAUUGUCAGCCCACCUGCUAACCAACAAUAGAUUAUGUAUCUAUUAAAAUAAAUAAAUAAUAUCUACAAUGUAAAAUAUGCACAUUCACCUAAAGGAUUAUUAGGAACACCUGUUCAAUUUCUCCUUAAUGCAAUUAUCUAAUCAACCAAUCACAUGGCAGUUGCUUCAAUGCAUUUAGGGGUGUGGUCCUGGUCAAGACAAUCUCCUGAACUCCAAACUGAGUCAGAAUGGGAAAGAAAGGUGAUUUAAGCAAUUUGGAGCGUGGCAUGGUUGUUGGUGUCAGACGGCCGGUCUGAGUAUUUCACAAUCUGCUCAGUUACUGGGAUUUUCAUGCACAACCAUUUCUAGGGUUUACAAAGAAUGGUGUGAAAAGGGAAAAACAUCCAGUAUGCGGCAGUCCUGUGGGCGAAAAUGCCUUGUUGAUGCUAGAGGUCAGAGGAGAAUGGGCCGAGUGAUUCAAGCUGAUAGAAGAGAAACGUUGACUGAAAUAACCAUUCGCUACAAGCGAGGAAUGCAGCAAAGGAUUUGUGAAGCCACAACACGCACAACUUUGAGGCGGAUGGGCUACAACAGCAGAAGACCCCACCGGGUACCACUCAUCUCCACUACAAAUAGGAAAAAGGCUACAAUUUGCACAAGCUCACCAAAAUUGGACAGUUGAAGACUGGAAAAAUGUUGCCUGGUCUGAUGAGUCUCGAUUUCUGUUGAGACAUUCAAAUGGUAGAGUCAGAAUUUGGCGUAAACAGAAUGAGAACAUGGAUCCAUAAUGCCUUGUUACCACUGUGCAGGCUGGUGGUGGUGGUGUAAUGGUGUGGGGGAUGUUUUCUUGGCACACUUUAGAUCCCUUAGUGCCAAUUGGGCAUUGUUUAAGUGCCACGGGCUACCUGAACAUUGUUUCUGACCAUGUCCAUCCCUUCAUGACCACCAUGUUCCCAUCCUCUGAUGGCUACUUCCAGCAGGAUAAUGCACCAUGUCAUAAAGCACGAAUCAUUUCAAAUUCGUUUCUUGAACAUGACAAUGAGUUCACUGUACUACAAUGGCCCCCACAGUCACCAGAUCUCAACCCGAUAGAGCAUCUUUGGGAUGUGGUGGAACGGGAGCUUCGUGCCCUGGAUGUGCAUCUCACAAAUCUCCAUUAACUGCAAGAUGCUCCUAUCAAUAUGGGCCAACAUUUCUAAAGAAUGA
Messenger RNA from Periophthalmus magnuspinnatus, 3579 nucleotides. It is a transcript of the gene pik3r6b, whose product is annotated as phosphoinositide-3-kinase, regulatory subunit 6b. Gene Ontology annotation, cellular component: phosphatidylinositol 3-kinase complex, class IB. The record is from RefSeq and is a predicted model, not a curated record. Gene Ontology annotation, molecular function: 1-phosphatidylinositol-3-kinase regulator activity. The transcript has 19 exons. Lineage: Eukaryota; Metazoa; Chordata; Actinopteri; Gobiiformes; Gobiidae. Bases 169 to 2319 code for a protein of 716 amino acids. Gene Ontology annotation, biological process: G protein-coupled receptor signaling pathway; positive regulation of MAP kinase activity.